CUCAGGUGCUGGAAGGUAUAGCUAAGUGGCACCCGGACAAUGCGGUAGACGCCCUCGGCUUCUCUUCGUGUGCCGGGUCUUAUGAACUGGAAUCGCAGGUGAACGUGCUGGUCCAAAGGCGUGACACUGGGUAGAGUGUUGAGCAAAGCGACAGUCCUUUUCCGCCCAAAUGGGUUCGACGGAGAGUCUAAUGGUCUAGACUGAGAGCACUUGGAGCUCCUGGAACUUGAAGGAAGAAAAGGGUAGCUGGUACGAGGUGUUCUUGGAGUAUCUGGAGUAUCUGUGAGAUGCCUUCGCUUUGCCGCGCGAUAUGAAGGAGAGGGCGAGUCGUCUAGGAGAUGUUUUGGUGCCAUAUCGUGGAAGAAACAAGAAAGGAACGGAUGAAAAGAAUUUGUUGAACGCCGCGGUAACGUGGCCGUGACGUAACGCGUUUAGUCAUGUGAGUGAUGUCACGUCACACCGAUACGAAUUUUGGUCGGGCAAGUCGGGACUCCGCUUUUCGGGCCUGUCCUUUUCGCAUGUCUGAACUUCCCCCCGAAAUCGUGGACACGGUCAUCGAUCAUUUGCAUGAUGAUAAGGCUGCGCUUGGGGCUUGUACCCUCGUUUGCAAGAGCUGGUCAAUAUCGAGCAGAUACCAUUUAUUCGACGAACACGGUGUUUCCGUGAAGCCUAGCAACAUUCACGAUUUUUUAUCUGAUAUCUCCCACUCUCAGUCACUCUUGAGGGACCACCUGCGAUGCCUCACUCUGCGUACAGAAUUCGCUCUUGCGCCUAAGCAGACAUUCGAGUGGAAAGAUAUAUCCAUAUCGCUCCCUCACCUCCCCAAACUCGUCUCCUUGCGUGUCCACUCCCAAACCCAGCACAUACGGUUCUCCUACCACGUUAUCCCCGUCAUAUUCUUACCUCAAACUCUCCAAAACAUCACCCAUCUGGAGGUCGUCAGGACAUCGGUCCACGCCGCCGAUGAUAUUAUCUCUUUAAUGUGUCUAUUCUCCAGGUUGCGAGGGGCACAGUUUUCUUGGAUCCAUUGGCGGAACUGUUCCUCGUUGAUUUCCUCCCUUAAUGCUGCCUUUCCGCCGCUCAAACAGCUGAGCUUGUUGCACCCGCGGAGCCCCGGCGAGGUGAUACGUUGCCUUUCUCGCUUGGACCCUGUCCCCCUAUUACCCCGCAUCGAUGUGGGGCAUAUCGAUACCCCAGAAAUUCCCUCUGUCAAUCGGUACCUGUACAUCCUGGGUUCUUCCCUCGACAUGUUUUGUGUCGGCCUGAAUGACAAAUACGGUACGUUGCUAUUCCAAUUUAAGCGCCAGUGUCUUGAUAGGAUAGCAGAUACGACACUCGACUUGAGCCAGAACACGUCACUGCGCUGCUUACGGCUCCUUGAAUGUCAAGCCGCGAGUCCGACUAUAAAUCUAGCAAGAGUUAUCCAGCAUGUCAAAUCUACCAACCUCGAAAUCCUUGCUCUGGACAUUUACCAGUGGUAUGUGAACAGUGCGGCUGCGGAUUGGGAAGCAUUGGACCAAUAUCUGCUGGAACUUUGGGACGUGCUGCGCCUCAAGGCUGUGUAUAUUGUUACCGUGCCAUUCGCCAAUUUUUCGCGGAAGCUACCACGAUGUGAUAGUCAGAUCAUCUUGCACAUCAGGACUUCUUCUCAAAUACAGUCCUUUCUCAACUCACUGUAACUCGCUAUGGUUGAGUUCAUCGGCUUCGGAUACCUGGGACCCCAUCUAUGACCGGCUUAGCGCUUAAGCCACUUGUCUAACCGUUUAUACGUUGCAGCAGCUGUCCCGAAUACACGAUCCACAGCCUUCCGCAGUGAAGGCAGUUAAUAUAUACACAUGUCGUACCGAGCUUGACACAUUUCAGGAGGCAUUCA
This is a messenger RNA of Desarmillaria tabescens, 1873 nucleotides long. RefSeq lists its product as uncharacterized. The record is from RefSeq and is a predicted model, not a curated record. Bases 447 to 1679 code for a protein of 410 amino acids. The transcript is spliced from 2 exons. NCBI's taxonomy places the organism in Eukaryota, Fungi, Basidiomycota, Agaricomycetes, Agaricales, Physalacriaceae. Gene Ontology annotation, molecular function: protein binding.